GGAGGAGGAGCGGGAGCCGGCGUGCGGAGUCUCCCGCAGCCUCAUCGCUGGGCCCCGCCGGCGCUCCCAUGCCCGUGUGGUGCUGCCGCUGCUCCCUGGCCGGUCACUUCAGGGCAUAAAGGGAUCACUUCACAAGGAUCCAUCCUCACACAACUGCCAGCUUUAACCAGCCUCACUUCUCUCUGAAUGGAAAUUUGUUGAGAACUUACAGCAGCACUGAAACCGAAGGACAGCUUUUGGAUUCCUUUGUUCAGUACUUUGGUGAUAGCCUUGGGAGGAAGAUUAAAAGAAUGCCUUUAAUUGAAGAAACUGUUCUGCCUGGGGACUCCCUUCUUACUCUUCCAGUAGUAAUAAUAGGAAAUGGACCUUCAGGAAUUUGCCUUUCUUACCUGCUCUCUGGAUACAGGCCUUAUUUGUCUCCUGAAGCUAUACAUCCAAACCCCAUCUUACAUACAAAAUUAGAAGAAGCUCGACAUCUUUCCAUUGUUGACCAAGAUCUGGAGUAUCUGUCAGAAGGCCUGGAAGGACGCUCCUCAAACCCAGUUGCAGUGCUUUUUGAUACGUUGCUUCACCCUGAUGCUGACUUUGGCUAUGACUACCCACCUGUUCUGCACUGGAAGUUAGAACAACAUAAUUAUAUUCCCCACAUAGUGCUUGGGAAAGGACCACCUGGUGGGGCUUGGCAUUCCAUGGAGGGCUCUAUGCUAACCAUCAGCUUUGGAGACUGGAUGGAAUUGCCUGGCCUCAGCUUUAAGGAGUGGGCAGCUAGCAAACGCAGAAAUAUAAAGAGUGAUCGAGUAAUGCCAGAGGAAAUAGCUUGUUAUUAUAAACACUAUGUUAAAGUCAUGGGCCUCCAAAAGAAUUUCAGAGACAAUGUUUACAUAACAUCAGUAUCCAGGCUUUACCGAGAAAAGGAUGAUGAAGAUAGAAGUCACCAAAAUGAAGAUAUUAAAACACAGCAUUCGGAAAUUGAAGAUGGACAGAAAUCACUUAUUAAGAGAAACUGGGAAGUCAGAGGUUAUCAGCGAGCAACAGAUGGCUCUCAUGUGCCCUUCUGCCUCUUUGCUGAGAAUGUGGCUCUUGCAACUGGAACCUUUGAUUCUCCUGGCCGACUGCAAGUUGAGGGAGAAGACUUUCCUUUUGUCCUCCAUUCCAUGUCUGACUUCGGAGCUGCAAUCAGCAAAGGAAAGUUACGUGGGAAGGCAGACCCUGUGUUGAUUGUGGGUGCUGGACUAACAGCAGCUGAUGCAGUACUAUGUGCCUAUAACAACAACAUCCCAGUAGUCCAUGUGUUUCGUAGAAGAGUUACUGACACAAGCCUAAUUUUCAAACAGUUACCUAAAAAGCUUUACCCUGAAUACCAUAAGGUCUAUCAUAUGAUGUGUACUCAGUCUCAUACCAUGGACUCUAAUCAACAUUCUGCUUACACUAGUUUCCCUGAACACAAUGUACUUUCCUUCAAGCCUGAGAUGAAAUGUGUUCUUCAGAGUGCCUCUGGACUGAAGAAAAUCUUGAAGUUUUCUGUAGCUUUAGUUCUGAUAGGUUCUCACCCAAAUCUUUUCUUUUUAAAGGACCAAGGACAUAGCAUAGGUCAUCACUCUAAUCAGCCCAUCACAUGCAAGGGGAAUCCUAUAGAGAUUGAUCCAUAUACUUAUGAAUGCACUAAAGAAGCCAACCUCUUUGCUUUAGGGCCUCUGGUGGGAGACAACUUUGUACGGUUUUUAAAAGGAGGUGCACUGGGCAUUGCACGGUGCUUGGCAAUAAGACAAAAGAAGAAACAUGAAUUGAUUGAAAGUGGGGAUGGAGGAGGUGAUGGGGUACCAUAAACGAGACAUUAGAAACUCUCACUCCAGGAUUACAAAUGUAGUCUUAACAGAAAACUCACUGGCAGCAAAAGUUGAUAGCAGUCAUAUUUCUGUUGUGUACAAGUAACUUGCGCUUGUAUUGCUUGGUAAAGGAUGCUGAUAUUACGAUACUUCACUCUUUAAAACAUAAAAAAAUGAUCUGCUAUUUCAACUGAUCUCAACUGGAAUUGCUUCCAGAUAAACAGAAAAUGAGACUAACUUCUCUUGGCCUGCCUGUCUGUCAUCUCUUGCUCAAUUACAAGAGCAGACUUCAUCUGUGAAAGGCAAUACCUACCAGAGUGGUUUUACAUUUUCAUGUCAAAUGCGACAAGAAUACUCUUACCAUGAAAUUGAAAUAACUUCUAAAAGCAGAAAUCUUGUUUAGUACAAAGCGAUUCUUUGUCCCAAAGCAAAUUUGGAGCCUUCUGCUUGAAACAAAGAUUUUAAUUAUUUGUCACAGUAAUACUUGGAAUGAGCACUUAGUAAAGUGGUUUCUUCUAUAAGAAGGACUUCUGUAAGCAAGAAGUAUCCCUCAAGUUUUAAAUUAUCCUGGUAAUUGGAAUAGAAGAAUAAGCUUUCCCAUUUAGUCUUUACUGAUUUGACACAAUCCAUUAAUGUUUCUUCACACUAUGCCUAGACUUGGGUGAGUGCACAAAGACUAACAUGAGGUUUUCCCCUACAGUGAUAUGUAAAUUUCUGAAAAAAUGCAUUAACAUAAACAAUAAAGUACUGAUGUAAGUGCUCUUAUUACAGUGUCAAUAUCAUGAAUAUCUAGUGUACUACUGAAAAAUUAGGUACAUGAGAAAAUUAAGGGGUUUUUGCUUCCAAGCUCAGGAAGACUGAAUGGGAUCACUUGGCUGAUGAAGGUGGGGUGGGUGAUAGAUAUUCUCAUCUCCCAUUUGACCAAAAAUUGGUUCCCUUUUUUCUUCUAGAGCAGCACAUGAUAGUAAAAUAUUUUAGCCUGCAGUUUUUGAAACUUAAGAACGGCUUAUAUCUUACAGACACCUAAAAAACAAACCAAUCUCAAAACUAAUAUGCAAUAGUUCCUUUAAAUCUUAAAACUUUUAAUGAAAGACAAAGACUUAACUUGUACCUACCUCUGAAUCCAAGUUUCAUCUUUCUGCUCCAUAAUGUAGACCUAGAUAUCAUUUGCUGUGUUUUGCAUUAGUUAGUUCAACUAAACACACUAGUAGGAUAUUUACCAGCAUGAGGUUAAGUUAGGAAAGUGAAUUCCCAGAACUCCCAAUAGACAAGUGAUUGGCUUUAACUGUUUCUUUACCAAAUGUUUUAAUUCGGGUCCAAUAUGAUGGAAAAAGUGUAAUUUUUCAGUUUGGGGUUUUUUGUGUUAAAGAAUGCUGUGUUAGUUUCAAAUAUUCUGUUUGUGUGAUUAAAAAUCUCCAUAUUGAACUUCAGCAGAUUUUAAAAAGGAAGUCAGGCUUUGUGCAACUGAUAGUGGUUGCUGGUUUCCCAGCUGUCUUAACUUUCAUAAAUGGUAGAUAGCUGUAUUCAAUAAAUGCCUGUUUUCUCUGCCUACUGAA
Molecule: messenger RNA, 3382 nt
Organism: Lonchura striata (white-rumped munia)
Lineage: Eukaryota; Metazoa; Chordata; Aves; Passeriformes; Estrildidae
Gene: OSGIN2
Product: oxidative stress induced growth inhibitor family member 2
Biological process (GO): negative regulation of cell growth
Molecular function (GO): growth factor activity
Source: RefSeq, a predicted model, not a curated record